AUGGCGCCGGCAGUUGGAGGUCCAGUUGGCUACACACCCCCGGAGGGCGGCUGGGGCUGGAUGGUGGUGAUAGGGGCCUUCAUCUCUAUUGGCUUCUCUUAUGCGUUCCCCAAGUCCAUCACAGUCUUCUUCAAGGAGAUUGAAAUGAUCUUCAACGUGACCAGCAGCCAGGUCUCCUGGAUCUCCUCCAUCAUGUUAGCGGUCACGUACGGCGGAGGUCCUAUCAGCAGCAUCCUGGUGAAUAAAUAUGGGAGUCGCCCUGUUAUGAUGCUGGGAGGAUGUCUUUCUGGAUUGGGCCUCGUCGCUGCCUCUUUCUGCAACUCUGUCCAAGCACUGUACUUUUGCAUUGGCGUAGUGGGAGGAUUGGGAUUGUCCUUCAACCUUAACCCUGCCCUCACUAUGAUUGGGAAGUAUUUCUACAAGAGGCGGCCCAUUGCCAAUGGCCUUGCCAUGGCUGGUAGUCCUGUCUUCCUGUCCACGUUGGCACCUCUCAACACGUGGUUCUACGACCGCUUUGGCUGGAGAGGAAGCUUUCUCAUCCUGGGCGGCCUGCUGCUCAACUGCUGCGUUGCCGGUUCCCUCAUGCGACCCAUCGGACCGAAACCCAAACCGGUGGAGAAGAGUACGGAGCAGAGGUCCUGUUCGCAGAUCAUAAACAGCUUCCUUGACCUGUCUUUGUUCAAGCACCGUGGCUUCUUACUUUACAUUUCAGGCAAUAUUAUCAUGUUCUUUGGCCUUUUCGCACCAUUAGUGUUCCUGAGUAAUUUUGCAAAGAGCAAAGACAUUCCGAAAGAGAAAGCAGCUUUCCUGCUAUCUGUCCUUGCGUUUGUUGACAUGGUUGCCCGGCCCUCGAUGGGUAUUCUGGCCAACACCAAAUGGGUUCGGCCCAGAAUCCAGUACUUCUUUGCCGCCUCUGUGCUAUACAAUGGCGUGUGUCACGUCUUCGCCCCAAAGUCAGUCGACUACAAAGGCUUUGUGAUUUAUUCCAUGUUCUUUGGCUUUGCUUUCGGCUGGUUGAGCUCCGUAUUGUUCGAGACCCUGAUGGACCUGGUGGGAGCCCAACGAUUCUCUAGCGCCGUUGGCCUGGUCACUAUCAUUGAAUGUGGCCCCGUGUUGCUGGGGCCCCCCUUGCUAGGCAAGUUUAAGGACAUCUAUAACGACUACAAGUACACGUACCAGGGCUGCGGGAUCCUCCUCAUCGUCUCCAGUUUCUUCCUCUUCAUGGGCAUGGGCCUCAACUAUCGGCUGCUGAGGAAAGAGAAGAAAGCAGAGGAGCGCAUGGCCAGAGUGGGAGAUCAUAAAUCCUACAGGGUCAAUGCGGCCAAGGUGGUAGAGGCCAGGAACACAGAUACCGUCUAA
This is a messenger RNA of Phycodurus eques (leafy seadragon), 1359 nucleotides long. It is a transcript of the gene slc16a1a, whose product is annotated as solute carrier family 16 member 1a. Gene Ontology annotation, biological process: monocarboxylic acid transport; transmembrane transport. Bases 1 to 1359 code for a protein of 452 amino acids. Gene Ontology annotation, molecular function: monocarboxylic acid transmembrane transporter activity. The record is from RefSeq and is a predicted model, not a curated record. NCBI's taxonomy places the organism in Eukaryota, Metazoa, Chordata, Actinopteri, Syngnathiformes, Syngnathidae. The transcript is spliced from 4 exons. Gene Ontology annotation, cellular component: membrane.